Molecule: messenger RNA, 1344 nt
Organism: Diabrotica virgifera virgifera (western corn rootworm)
Lineage: Eukaryota; Metazoa; Arthropoda; Insecta; Coleoptera; Chrysomelidae
Product: minor histocompatibility antigen H13
Exons: 5
Coding region: 55-1167 (370 amino acids)
Biological process (GO): membrane protein proteolysis
Cellular component (GO): membrane; cytoplasmic side of endoplasmic reticulum membrane; lumenal side of endoplasmic reticulum membrane
Molecular function (GO): aspartic endopeptidase activity, intramembrane cleaving
Source: RefSeq, a predicted model, not a curated record
ACGUUUACCUUUUAUUUCUAAACAUUUGUCGUGUCUGGUCGUUCAUUUGAAAACAUGGCCAAUCUCUUUAACAUUAUUGUUGCUCAAGCGUCCGAAAAUUUAACAGAAAAUGCCAAAAAUGCUACUCAAAAGACUCCUAGUACACCAGAAGGAACGGCCGUUGCAUAUAUUAGUUUAGUUGUAAUGGCCUUACUUCCAAUAUUCUUUGGUUCUUUUAGAUCUGUGUCCUACCAUAAGGAUAAUAAAGUAGAAAAAAUGACCAAAAGAGAUGCAGCAGUAUUUCCAAUUGUAGCUUCAUGUUCCCUUUUUGGACUCUACAUAGUAUUUAAAUUAUUUUCAAAAGAAUAUAUAAAUCUUUUGUUAACAGGAUAUUUCUUUUUCUUGGGUGUCUUAGCUCUAACUCAUUUAUUAAGCCCUGUUGUAAGUAAAUUAGUGCCAGCAGCAAUACCAAACAUUCCAUUUCAUAUAAUGUUUACACAAGGAGAGGGUGACAAUACGGAGUACUUAAUAGACUAUAGGUUUUCCACAUACGACAUUGUAGCAUUGAUAGCAUGUUCAUUAGUAGGAGCCUGGUACUUGGUCCAGAAGCAUUGGGUGGCUAAUAAUUUGUUUGGACUGGCGUUUGCAAUUCAUGGCGUUGAACUGCUGCAUCUCAAUAAUGUUGCUACUGGUUGUAUUCUACUCGGAGGACUGUUUGUCUAUGAUAUAUUUUGGGUAUUUGGUACAGACGUUAUGGUUACUGUCGCCAAGAGCUUUGAGGCUCCAAUUAAACUUGUCUUUCCACAAGAUCUACUCCAAAACGGAUUUGCGGCUAACAAUUUUGCCAUGUUAGGUUUAGGAGAUAUUAUCAUUCCUGGUAUAUUCAUAGCUUUAUUAUUGAGAUUUGAUAACAGUUUGAAACGCCAAACUAGAACGUAUUUCAAUGCCUCCGUUAUCGCAUAUUUUCUUGGACUGACAGCGACGAUGUUAGUUAUGCAUGUAUUCAAACAUGCACAACCAGCUUUACUGUACUUAGUUCCAGCAUGUAUAGGAACCCCUCUUGGAUUAGCUUUAAUUAAAGGAGAUUUGACUGCUAUGUUUAAAUAUGAGGACGCCCCAGAAGAGAAAAAAGCAGGAGAAAAGAAAAAAGGAACAGAAAAUAAACAAGAAGUGAAAAAAGUAAAAUAGUUCUACAAAUUGAUGUUACAAUCAAUGUGUUACCAGACACAUUCUUCCAUAUUUUUUAUAAUUGUUUCUCUGCACAUUAAAAAUUUGUUUAAAACAUCUUUGAUCUAGUGCAAUUUACGUUGUUUUUAAAUUAUUUUAUGUUUUCUAUUAAAAUGUUUAGAAACCUAUUUAUCAAAA